AUGGCGGACGACUCUACUCCCAUUGAACUCGGAGCUAUCGAUAAGCUCGAACUCCUCCAUGACACUACGGCCGUGAACUGGGCGUCGUUUGAGGACACACUUCACACCCACCUUGGCUCUGUCAUUGUUCAAGACUACUGUCUUCUUGAUGUAGUUCUUGAGCACCCUAACGGCCUUCCACCCGUCCCCCCUCCUCCUCUUGAGCCUCCUCCUCCUGAUGCCCCUCCUCCCCCAGAGCCUCUGUCUGAUCCCCCUCGUGCCCCAGUUCAUGAUGACAACCCAGAUCGAUGGGCGGCCAACUUGAACAACUACAACAAGCUUCGCGAUGCCUACACCAUCCAGCGUGAGGCGCACCGUGCUGCUGAGAAGGCUCACGCUGAUGCUACUGCGCGUAUCCUCUCCUACGCACAGGAUGAGAAAGACUAUGCUGAUGAACUUCGCAAGUUCAACAAGGAUACUGCAGCAUGGCGAAUUGCGGAUCGCCGCGCUCUAGCCAUUAUCUUCUCCUGCAUCCCUUCCCAUCUCAAACGUGACCUCCGCCCCACCUCCUCCUCUGGCCUCUGGAAAACCCUGUCCACUCAGUACGACCGACAGGACCUUCGCUCUCUCCUUGCUCUCUUUCGCAAAUUUCAAGACACCACUCUUGACUCAUCCCCCACUGCUGCUGCCUUCACUCGGCGCCUCAUCGACACUGCGCAACGUCUCAACGACCGCGGCAUUGUCAUUCAUGAAUCACUUCUCACUGCACGCAUCCUCGACUGCCUUCCACCCACAUACGAUACCUACCGCAUCACCUUUACCUCUAGGUACCGCCAUCCUCCUCCUGUGGCUGACACAAUCGACUGGCUCCUUGACAGCGAAGCGGACAUCCAACGUGACUCCACCACCAUCAAUGCUAUCCAGGCUCGCAAAACUCCCUCAGGCAACCACAGCAGCGGCGGAGGUAGCGGCUCAAGCGGUACUGGCGGUGGCGGUGGUGGACGAGGUGGUGGGCGAGGCGGUGGACGCGGUGGUGGUCGUGGUGGCGGCCGUGGUGGGCGUGGCAAAAACCCCUCUCCCUCGGGUACCCUUCCCCCGUGUCAGUACAUCAUUCGCUAUGGCUCCAACAAAGGUCAGCCUUGCGCUCAAACCACUCACACCACUGACACGUGCUUCAAAGCCCUCACUGAUGAGUGGUUUGCACGUGGCAAUGUCGGCACCCCACCUCGAUGGAACACCAUCUUCCCGCGCCCCUCUCUCCAUGACAUACGCACUCUCCCCGCCUAUCAACCCUCCACCCCUAAUCUUCACAAUGUCCUCACUGAGCAUCUCCCACCUCAUAUCCUCCAGCAAGUUCAACAUCUUCUCCCUUCAUCUCCUCCCACUCCCACCCCUCCCACCCCUCCCAUUCCCCCUUCACCCACACCUCCUCCUCAAGCCCCUCCCCCCCACUAUCCUCCGCCCUAUACCGGCUGGCCAUACCCUCCUUAUCCACCUCCUCAAUACGGCCCUGUGCUUCCUCCACCUGCUACCACUCCUACUGACCAGCCCUCCUCCUCCUCCAAUCCUCCUGGCUUCACUCCGUUCCCUUCUGCUGGAUUCAUAGGACAUGUUAGCACUGCUUCUCCUGCUCCUUCAAUGUAUGCCCAUGCUAUUAAUGAGACAUCCUUCCAGUAUUCCGCUUCUUCCUCCUCCUCUACACUCCUUGAGUUCAUUCUUGACAGCGGCGCUACACACACUGUCCUUCGGGACGCAGGCACACUAGUCCCCCUCCCCACUCCCUCCACCAUUUACGGAGCCGACUUCAGCUUCACCAUCACAAGUCGACACACCUCCACUCUCCCCUGCCCCAUCUUCCCCUCAGGCACAGUCACAGGUCUACACGUCCCCUCCCUACGCAACAAUCUGGUAGCACUUCGUGACCUCCCAAGGUUAGGUGUCACCGCCAUCUUCCCCGGACAUGCACUUCACUGCGACCUCUUUCACACCAUCACUGGUCGCUUCAUCUGUCGUAUUCCCCUCUGCCCACACACAAACCUGUACACAUACCGCACCCCUCGCCCCUCCAUCCACCAACUCACCACUCCCACCUUACUUCCCCCUCACUCCCUUCCCCCCUCCCCUCUCCCCCCCCUCCUCCCCUCCCCUUCUUCCCCCCUUCCCUCCCCUCCCUCCCCCCCUCCUCUUGCCUCCCCUCCCCCUCCCUCCUCCCCCUCCCCUCCCUCCUCCCCCUCCCCUCCCUCCUCCCCCUCCUGUCACUGUCGUGACCUUACCCAUCCCGCCGUCCUCCUUCACCAUCGCUUGGGUCAUCCCAACUUUGCCACCCUUCGUCAAUCUGUCUCUCUCAACUUCUUGAAGGACUUCCCCUCACCCUCCCCCCUCUCCCCCCGUCGCCCUCCCCUCCCUGCUCAGUCUGCGUUGAAAGCAAACUAA
This is a messenger RNA of Closterium sp. Yama58-4, 2412 nucleotides long. The record is from the annotation of a GenBank genome assembly. Lineage: Eukaryota; Viridiplantae; Streptophyta; Zygnematophyceae; Desmidiales; Closteriaceae.